Messenger RNA from Salvia hispanica, 1984 nucleotides. It is a transcript of the gene NHX3, whose product is annotated as Na+/H+ (sodium hydrogen) exchanger 3. NCBI's taxonomy places the organism in Eukaryota, Viridiplantae, Streptophyta, Magnoliopsida, Lamiales, Lamiaceae. The record is from RefSeq and is a predicted model, not a curated record. Gene Ontology annotation, biological process: sodium ion import across plasma membrane; proton transmembrane transport; potassium ion transmembrane transport. Gene Ontology annotation, molecular function: sodium:proton antiporter activity; potassium:proton antiporter activity. Gene Ontology annotation, cellular component: plasma membrane.
CUAUGGCGGUGUGACUGUGAGGAAGAGAGAGAAGAAGCAGGAGCAGUGAAACACGUACCACUAUGCGCCCUCGAAUUCGCGCCACCUGGCUCAUUCUACCUCUACACAUCACUCCCUUCCCUUCUCUCCAUCAUCACCAUCAUCAUCAUCCUCGCCUAAUUCUCACUACCCCUAAAUCGAUCAUUCAAUUUCAAUGGAACUGGAUACCCUAUGGAAUACCGCCGCUAACCUCGCCGAUUCGCACCAGCAGGUGGUUCCGCUCACCGUCUUCGUCGCCGUCCUCUGCUUCUGCUUGAUCCUCGGCCACUUACUCGAAGAGAAUCGAUGGGUCAACGAAUCAAUCACCGCUCUCAUUAUCGGAUUAACCGCGGGGACGAUCGUUCUGUUGAUUAGCAAAGGGAAGAGUUCACACAUACUCAGAUUUGAUGAAGAGAUUUUCUUCAUCUAUCUCCUUCCGCCCAUCAUUUUCAAUGCAGGAUUCCAGGUUAAGAAGAAACAGUUCUUCCAUAACUUCUUCCCCAUAAUGUUGUUUGGGAUUGUGGGAGUUUUCAUAUCGUCAUCCAUAGUUACAGCUGGCAGCUGGUUCAUUUUCCCCAAAUUCGGUUUUGUUGGUCUGACUCAUCGCGACUUUCUUGGCAUUGGAACAAUUUUUUCAUCCACAGACACCGUAUGCACUCUGCAGGUUCUGAAUCAAGAUGACACUCCAUUGCUCUACAGCCUAGUCUUUGGUGAAGGGGUAGUAAACGAUGCUACUUCAGUCGUUCUGUUUAAUGCAAUUCAAAAGCUUGAUGUCAACAAAAUAGAUGGCUGGAAAGCAGCCGGAGUUUUAGUAGAUUUCCUGUACCUAUUCUCCACAAGCACUGCUUUAGGAGUUGCUUCUGGCCUUGUGACUGCAUACAUUCUCAAGGGCUUAUGCUUUGGACGACAUUCAAGUAUUCGAGAGAUCGCUCUUAUGGUCCUUAUGGCAUACCUUUCCUACAUGUUGGCUGAGCUUUUCGACCUCAGUGGGAUUCUGACUGUGUUCUUUUCUGGGAUUUUUAUGUCUCAUUAUGCAUGGCAUAAUGUGACUGACAGUUCAAGAAUCACGACCAAGCAUGUGUUUGCGAUGAUGUCCUUUAUUGCAGAAACAUUUAUAUUCUUAUACGUGGGAAUGGAUGCCCUGGAUAUCGAGAAAUGGAAAAUGAGCAAAUUAAGUCUCUGGAAUGCAAUUGGUAUAUACUGUAGCGUCAUGUUCCUGAUAUUACUAGGCCGUGCUGCUUUUGUUUUUCCUCUAUCGGCAAUAUCAAAUUGUAUGGACCGAACUUCAACCCGAUCAACUCCAAUAUCAUUCAAGCACCAGGUCGUCAUUUGGUGGGCCGGGCUGAUGAGAGGAGCAGUCUCCAUUGCUUUGGCAUUCAAGCAGUUCACUCAUUACGGCGUGCCACUAGACCCAGUAAAUGCCACCAUGGUGACAACGACAGCAAUAGUAGUCGUCUUUAGCACAUUGGUCUUCGGCUUCUUAACAAAGCCACUAAUACACUACUUACUCCCUCAGGGAGGCACCAACACUCUAGACCGUGAUCCAACGCUUACCAAAGAGGACAUGAGGCUUCCUCUGCUUUCGUUCGAGGAAUCAGCUUCGACGAACCUCAGCCGAGCAAAAGAUGGUCUGACGAGGCUGAUGGAGAGGCCUGUUUAUACUAUACAUUCCUUCUGGCGGAGAUUUGAUGAUGCUUACAUGAGGCCAACUUUCGGCGGCCCGACAAGUGACCAGAGCUCACCGUGAGGGAGACUGUGGAAAUGCCGCUGCAUGAAUAUGGUCGGAGGUCAGUUACAAGGGAUCUGGUUUUCCGAUGUGAUCAGCCACACUUGUUUUUUUACUAUGAUCAAGUGUAACAUCUCGUUGAUUCAGGUCUUUUUUUUUGGUUGAAAAACGGUUUCACUCGGACUAGAAGAAUAGAAUUGUCGUUUUUGGCCCCUCUGGAGAAAUGAGUUAAAUUGAAUC